Molecule: messenger RNA, 366 nt
Organism: Chironomus riparius
Lineage: Eukaryota; Metazoa; Arthropoda; Insecta; Diptera; Chironomidae
Source: the annotation of a GenBank genome assembly
AUGACAAAAGUAAAUUUACAGUUUGAACCAGGAGUAGAUGGAAAAUUGAUCUACUAUUCCGGUCAUUUAUUGAAAGGAGUCGUCGAGCUCAAACUUGACCAUCCUAAAAAAUUCCGAGGUCUUCAUGUAACAAUUUUCGGAUCAGCUCGAGCACAUUGGACAAAGAGGGAAAGAAAAUAUCGUCGUGAUUUUGGUCUUUUUGGAAAUGGUUAUAGACGAACCAACGACUAUCAUACAGUACACUAUGAAGGUAUUGAAGUAUAUGUUAAUACCAGAAGUUACUUGUUUGGGAAAAGUGGUGGACCAACAUUUGAAAUGGCACCAGGAACUCAUAGAUAUGAAUUUAAUUGUCAACUGCCUCCUUAA